CGGCGGCUGGCUGGCUGGCACACGGCGGGGCACCGUGAGCUCUUUUCACCCGCCGCUUGUCCUCCGGCGCUCUGCCGCUACUUGGUGGCUGCCUCCUCUCUGUAUCGUCUGCUCCUCUCUUCGGGCGAGACAUCGGCUCGGCUCGACUCCCUCAAACCCUGUGGUGCUGGGCACAGCGUUAUGGCUCAGACGCUACAGAUGGCGAUCCCCAACUUUGGCAACAACGUCCUGGAGUGUCUGAAUGAGCAGCGUCUGCAGGGCCUCUACUGUGAUGUCUCCGUGGUGGUCAAGGGACACGCUUUCAAGGCCCACCGUGCAGUGCUGGCGGCCAGCUCAUCAUACUUCCGCGACCUGUUCAACGCGGGCGGCAAGAGCUCGGUGGUGGAGCUGCCUGCCGCCGUGCAGCCACAGAGCUUCCAGCAGAUCCUGGCCUUCUGCUAUACGGGCCGCCUCAGCAUGAACGUGGGGGACCAGUUCCUGCUCAUGUACACCGCAGGCUUCCUGCAGAUCCAGCAGAUCAUGGAGAAGGGCACAGAGUUUUUCCUCAAGGUCUCGUCCCCGAGCUGCGACUCGCAGAGCCUCCACGCCGAGGAGACGGAGCCUCAGAGUCCUGUCACUCAGACGGUCGGAGUGGCGGGCGGUACCCCGGUUGCCAGACCCGCGGCUUGUUUGACACCGCUACCUCUGAUGUCCAAAGUGAAGACAGAGCAGACGUCCACCACGCCUCAGACUCAACAGCAGGAGGGCUUCCCCUACUCGGUGGUCUGUAUCCCAGUGGCCAAGCGACUGUGGGAGGGUGGCAAUGGAGGGGGCGCUUCUGCAAGUGGCGGUGGCGGCCAAAGAAAGGCGGCGCGCUACUCUUCCACGUCGUCCUCCUCCUUCACCUCCAAUGCCGCUACCCAGGAUGCCUCUGGCCGGGGGGGCGCCCCAACAUUACUGGCAGGAGGCGCCAACAGCAACAACAACAGCAGCAGUAACAACAAUAAUAGUAAUAACGGUGGGACCCCCGAAGGCACGAGUCCAGGCACGCUCAGUCUGUACACCAGCGACUCGCCAAUCAGUUACCACGACGACGAGGAAGAGGAUGAGAUGGCGGACGAGAGCGCCGAAGAGCAGUACAGGCAAAUCUGCAACAUUUACACCAUGUACAGCAUGCUCAACGCCAACGCCACAGUGCCCGGUGAGAAGGUGGAGGCACUGCCGGACACCGCCCCGGACUCGGGGCGCCGAGGUGGUCGCCCCCGGCAGGAGCUGGCGUCGCUGCCGUCUGAGCUGAUAAGCCAGAUCGGCAACCGCUGCCACCCCAAGCUUUACGAGGAGGGCGACCCGGCCGAGAAGCUGGAGCUGGUGAGCGGAACCUCAGUGUUCAUCUCACGGGCGCAGCUCAUGAACUGCCACGUCAGCGCCGGCACGCGACACAAGGUUCUGCUCAGGCGGCUGCUGGCCGCCUUCUUUGACAGGAGCACCCUGGCUAACAGCUGCGGGACCGGCAUCCGCUCGUCCACCAAUGACCCAAGUCGCAAGCCGCUGGACAACAGAGUGCUGCACGCCGUCAAAUUCUACUGCCAGAACUUUGCGCCCAGCUUCCGGGAAAGCGAGAUGAAUGCCAUCGCUGCCGACAUGUGCACCAACGCCCGCCGCGUAGUCCGCAAGAGCUGGAUCCCCAAACUCAAACUCCUGAUGGCAGACAGCGAUGCCUACUCUACCUUCUUGGCUGACAACGUCAAGAUGGAGGCCGAUGGGCUAGGUGGUGAGCAGGGCUUUGACGCCGCCUCCCUGGAGGUAGCAACCGGGGGUAAUGAAGGAGGGGCGACGGCCACCGACGCCCUCCAGGACGGCGGAGGAGGAGGAGAUGGUAGCACUUUGUUUUGAGUGAGUGAACGGACAGACGGAUGUUUGGACAGACGGCAGCACGGGGUGCGGCCACUUUGUCGCCGCUUCCAAUGUUUUUCUUCCUUUUUAGCAUCACUUCCUUCUGCUUGUUGCUGCUCUCUUGCCAGCCCACAAAACGGAGCAUGUACCAUAAAACCCAGGACAGGAAGUGGGCUUCUCUUGUCUGCAUGUAGCGUCAUCGCGGCAAAAUCAAUCCCGUAUUACCCCCUCCUUCAUACUGAAUGUAUGUGCGUUUCGUGAAGGGUUUGCCCCAAAGAACCACUCGUGUUUGUUUACUUUUCCUUUAAAUUUAAACGUUUUUUUUUUUUGUUUUUACGUGUUAUUGCGAUAAAAUUACGGUGGGAUUUUUGGGCAUUGGUGACAUGAGAAAUCGUCUUAUCUGGAGGUCAAAAUCCAAAGUAGCUAACGAUGGGUUAUGAACCCAGGUUUUGGGGGGAAUACCCCUUUCAUGUGAAUAACCGUAGAGCCGACAUUUGCCUAUGCCAUCCACACAGACCAGCGAAGGAAUGGCAACAAUCUAUGGUUCUUCUCCUGCCGAAAUUGAUCCCGUGUUCUUCCCCAUCGAAGUCAUACUGAAUGUACGUGUUAUUCGUGGAGGGUUUGCCCCAAAGAACAACUUGAGUUUGUUUACCUUUCUUUACAAUUUUUUACUUUUUUUUUUUUUUUUUUUUUUUUUUUUUUUUUAA
Phycodurus eques (leafy seadragon) is the source of this 2579-nucleotide messenger RNA. RefSeq names its product nucleus accumbens associated 1, BEN and BTB (POZ) domain containing b (gene nacc1b). Gene Ontology annotation, molecular function: protein binding; RNA polymerase II cis-regulatory region sequence-specific DNA binding; DNA-binding transcription factor activity, RNA polymerase II-specific. The record is from RefSeq and is a predicted model, not a curated record. The transcript has 8 exons. Lineage: Eukaryota; Metazoa; Chordata; Actinopteri; Syngnathiformes; Syngnathidae. Gene Ontology annotation, biological process: regulation of transcription by RNA polymerase II. Bases 181 to 1872 code for a protein of 563 amino acids.